UCAAACACGUCUAAUGUCCCAUUAACAACAGCUACCCUUUCUCCGAGUUCCCACUACAAGUAUAAGUCAUAAAUUCUGAACCUGUUCCCACUUCAACUUCCCCUUAUAUUCUUCUCUUCUGUCUUUCUCUUGUUAACCACCAACCCAAAAACACUAGUGAAAAAAUAACAAGGUGACAAUCAUAUUGUUAUAUACAAGUAUAACUUCUAAAGAAAAAAAAACAUGAAACAUCAAGAACAUAGAUCAGAAACUCACUAUGAUCUUCACUCAGUUCACAAAACCUCUGCCUCAAAAAUCAUGAAGAUGAAAUCAUUAGCCGCAUUAGCACCCUCAGGUCCUCCACAACCAAAGGUUUACAAGGUGAAACCGAUCCAUUUUCGCGAACUUGUACAAAAACUCACGGGAGCACAACCUCAAUUGUUAAUAAAUCAGGCAACGUCUCAGCAGCCGCCGCGCUAUAGGCGUAGCAACCUUCAGAGUGUUGCUCCGCCACCGUUGCCGAUUCAUCCUCAUCAACUUCAACUUCAACUUCAAACUGAUCAAAACAAGUUAUCAGAUAAAAAACAAGUAUCUUGUAAAGUAGAACAAGAUCAGAAAUCGUUUUCGGAUAAAAAGAUGCAAGAUGGUGUAGGUACAACUGAACUUAUUUUGUCACCGAAUUUUCAAGCUUGGUUUUCUUUUGCUAUGAUGAGUCCUGGAGCAGCUAAUAUAUCUCAGAUGGAGCAGAAAUCAUUUCUCUGAUUAAUAUUGAUGUAUUCGUAAUUUCAUAUAGGUUUUUUUUUUUUUCACCUGAUGUACUAUAAUCCUCUGUUUUCUUAUAAUCCUUUUUUUUUUGGUUUUCUUGACCAAUUUGCUUACACAAGUUAAUCAUUAGUACAACUUGUUCCUAUAUUACCAAUUUUUGUUUAACUGAAUAAAACUCAAAAUGAAAACGAAGACUAUGGCUUCGUCUUUUUUACCUA
Messenger RNA from Beta vulgaris subsp. vulgaris (sugar beet), 962 nucleotides. RefSeq lists its product as hypothetical. NCBI's taxonomy places the organism in Eukaryota, Viridiplantae, Streptophyta, Magnoliopsida, Caryophyllales, Amaranthaceae. The record is from RefSeq and is a predicted model, not a curated record. Bases 223 to 741 code for a protein of 172 amino acids. The transcript has a single exon.